UUCAGAGCUUCAUUUUCGUUUACAAUAUUAAUAUAAUUUCGUAUUAGUGCUUCGUUGUGAACAAUUUCUAAGUAUUUAUUACAAGUUAGCGGAUUUUACAAAUUACUUCACUAUUGAAUAGAGCAGUAAAGAGUAGAUACACAACUUGCAGUAAGUUUAUUAGUAGGCGCUUACAACUUGGAUAUUAUUGAUAAUCUCACUUGCAUCCCACAGUAAUUCACGCUUCCACAAUGGCACGCCGAGAGAAAACAGUAGAAAUAAACUAUAUCGACACCGAAUUUUCUUCCGGGGACUGCAAACAGAUGAGAACGAAACACUACCAGGAGGAGAACAACAACGUAGUUGAUGAAUUGUCCAAGGAAUUGUCCGAAAUGGGGUGUAUCGUAGACGCAGCGAAAAGACCCCCUAAUAUCUGCGUCGAAACUUGCGUCUACGAGGAAUCGGAGUCCGAAAAUGAAAAAACUGAGGUCUAUAACGAAGAGGAUGCGUACUCCGACGAAUUUGAGGAGGAUAAAAGUGAGGAAGAGGAAUCUGUGAAGUCUUUACCCAAGUCUGUGAUGAGUGACACAAGCAGAGAGCCCACCAAUAGGUCUUCCAUGAAGUUAACCAAAAGUCAGUCUUCUAUAGCUAGUCAUAACAAGCCACCAGGGUCUGUGUCGGGAAGAUCUACCAGUUUUGGAUCAGUAUCUGGCCUAAAAACACGUCGUAUCAACAUGUCUUUCACGAAUGAGCGCCUUCGAGAGAUUGAGAGGCAUAACCACAUACUUCUGACGAAGAUCCUCAGUGCCAGGAACACGAGGAAGUGCUCCAUUCCAUCUCGGGAGCAGGAGGCUCGGAAACCUGUACCCUCGGCUGCAGUCUGCCGCAAGAACCAACAGAGACAGAUUGACCAUGAUAACAUGAUUCUUCUCAAAAAGAUCCAGCGCGCGAAAUCAUCAGCCUGCAGCAUCCGCCGUUGAUACAGAAGAGGCGUCCGAUGCGCGGGCGCACGUUUAUGCCAAUGUUGUUCAAUGUUACACUUUACGCUACGAGUGAUGUUACUGUUAAUAAAUUUAUUAUACGAA
Spodoptera litura is the source of this 1064-nucleotide messenger RNA. RefSeq lists its product as uncharacterized. NCBI's taxonomy places the organism in Eukaryota, Metazoa, Arthropoda, Insecta, Lepidoptera, Noctuidae. The record is from RefSeq and is a predicted model, not a curated record. Gene Ontology annotation, biological process: spermatogenesis.